AUGAGACCAAUCAGGAGGCGGUUUCCUAAGGGGUCCAGGCUGCUUCUCAUAGGCUUUUUGUUCCUCAUUCUGUCUUUUGCUGCCUACAUUGGCUUUACAGAAAAACAUGCAUACAGCCAAUUUUCUUAUUUUAUUCGUGCCACCAACAUGCCACAAAUAGAUAUCCAACACACUGCCCCAGAACCAAUGACAUCAAGGCCUCCAAAUGUGAAACGUGGCCCAGGUAGCUCCCCGUUGGAGCAAGAUGCUGUUAAGAGAUUGGCAGCUAAUGGCAGCAACCUGUACACCCAAGAGAAGAAUGCAGCCGUCACAGAUCCAUCAAAAUCAACGAUGACAGCUGCAGCUAGCAAAAAUCAUGCUGAGGCUCUAAAUGAAACACCAGCAGUAAAUAAAGAACAAGGCGAGAAGAAGGUUACACCAACAUCAGAAUCCAAUCCAGAGGAAGAGAAAAAUAAACACAUGGUGUCAGAACACAAAGGAAAGACGCAAGCAGAGGUUAAAUACAUGACACCAACAUCCAAUCAAAAGCAGGCUAAGGAAAAGGUUGCAACAAGAGCAUCCAGUCAACAGCUGCCUGAAGGUAGAAGUGUCACACCACCAUCUAGUGCAAACCAAACCGAGAGGAAACAAUCCAGAGAAAUGGGCAUUGCUAAAGAGAGCUCUACCAGAGUUGCUUCGCUUUCUGUUGUCAUGGUUCACAAUGUAUCUGUACCUGCUACGCAUCUAAUUCCUACAGCAGCCCCCAAGAAAAGACUAAAAGCAGCUGACUUCAGAUCUGAGCCUCAUUGGGACUUCGAUGACCAGUAUCUCCUGGACAAUUCCACUUCAAAAUCAAGCUGCCCCGAUUCUCUGCGGGUCAAGGCUGCCAAAUCUGAUUGGCUAAAGGAUCGUUUCCUGCCCAACAUCACACUCUUCAUGGACAGGAGUCACUUCAGUGGCCGCGAGUGGGAGCGUCUGGAGCAUUUUGCCCCACCCUAUGGUUUCAUGGAGCUUAAUUACUCAUUGGUAAAAGAAGUCAUAACCAUGCUUCCCUCUAAACCCUACCACCAAGUUCUCUUGGCACAAAACAGCAGCUGGCCUUCCAGGUGCAUCAGCUGCGCAGUGGUAGGAAAUGGGGGAAUACUGAACAACUCUAGAAUGGGCCAGGAGAUCGACUCCCAUGAUUACGUUUUCCGGGUGAAUGGGGCUGUGACCAAAGGUUAUGAGAAAGACGUAGGCACAAGAACGUCCUUCUAUGGAUUUACAGCCUACUCCUUAGUGUCUUCUGUUAUGUUACUGGGGAAGAAUGGAUUCAAGAAAAUCCCCAUGGGAAAGGAGAUCAAAUACCUUCAUUUUCUGGAAGGGGAAAGAGAUUACGAAUGGCUGAAAGCUCUUCUGCUGAACAAGAAAGUCAGGAAGGGAUUUUUGGACGUCUAUGGGCCAAACCCCCGGGAUAAAUUUGAUAACAAUUUCAUCCUGGAUAAAUACUUUGUGAUUCAUCCAGAUUUUCUCAGAUACAUGAAAAACAGAUUCCUAAAAUCCAAAACUCUAGACAAAUCCUACUGGCGGCUCUAUAGACCCACAACAGGUGCCUUCCUUCUACUAACUGCACUCCAUCUCUGUGACCAGGUAAGUGCUUAUGGGUAUAUCACAGAAGGCUACCAAAAGUAUUCGGAUCACUAUUAUGACAAGAAAUGGAAGCGCUUAAUCUUUUAUGCCAACCAUGACUUUGAUCUGGAACGGAGGACGUGGAAGAAACUUCAUGACUCGAACAUCAUGAAGCUGUACCAGCGAUCCUGAGCAAGAUGGAAAUGGAGCCCUGACUGCUGGCAUUUUUGCUUCGGGACAGAAACCUUGGAAGCAGGGAUGGAUCCAAGCCAAUUUUUUAAAUUAUUUAUUUCCACAGAGAAUAAUGGCUCCCUGUCCACUUUGCAUCUUUGAGAUUUGUUCUCGUAAAAACAUUCACUCCACUGCAUAUGCGGUUUUGUCAGUUAUGGGACAAAACAAAAUACAAAAAUGUUUGUACUGCUUGAAAACAUUUUCGUGGGGUUAAUUAUUUCCCGAGAAUCCACUGUGAGCAGAAUGAGCUGAAUCAGACUGCAGGCUUCACUCUCCCUGCUACCUGUGUUGGCCUGCACCUUUAUUCCAAAGUCUCAUGCAAAGAUCUUUCCCGUUGAUGCUCCCUGAGAUCACUUAAUUUGAAGCAUGUGAUCUACCUCUGAGCUGCAAUUCCCUCUGUUCCUCUGCUUUGCUUGUGUGUAGGAGUCAAUGCUGCAAGGGAGGUAUGUCUGUGCCAUGUCUGUAUGGUUUCCAUUUUGGAUUAUAUAGGACAACUACUGUUCUGUCUUUAACAACAUAAGUAACACCACCAUCACCACCAAAUCACAAAAUGCAUAUGUAGACACAGAAGUGGAUUAGGACAACCCAUAAGAUCUGGGCUUCACAGCCAUUUUUUGUGUGCCAUAGCAGCACCAGAUCCGUAGCUUUAUGGUUCAGUCUAUGGAGACAGAUGUGAUUUGGGUGGUAGUGGUGUUCAUCACUCAAGCAACAACAGCUAUGAAAAGACUACAGAGGGCUUUGGUUUCUUUAAAGUAUAAUCUUGUAAAUCUGCAUUAUAAAUUGGCAGGGAGGAUGAGUUCUCUGUGUUAGUCACAUCUGGGAAGGGGGAUUUUAUAUUUCAUUAAAUCUGAUGGCAAAAAGCAAAAAGAGUGCACACUGUAGAUUAUGUAAGUGGCAAGUACAAUCUCACAAAACACGGGUUCUACCUUCCCAGCCUUGGCUACCAGUAUAGGAUGAAACAUCUCAGAUAGCAUGAUGGGAUAGGGAAGAAUGGCAUCUGUAUUGCUCUGGCAGAGUACAUGCUUUGCAUGCAAAA
Molecule: messenger RNA, 2854 nt
Organism: Rhineura floridana
Lineage: Eukaryota; Metazoa; Chordata; Lepidosauria; Squamata; Rhineuridae
Gene: ST6GALNAC1
Product: ST6 N-acetylgalactosaminide alpha-2,6-sialyltransferase 1
Exons: 9
Coding region: 1-1779 (592 amino acids)
Molecular function (GO): alpha-N-acetylgalactosaminide alpha-2,6-sialyltransferase activity
Source: RefSeq, a predicted model, not a curated record